GCCGAUGCGGGCUCGUUACGGACUCUACUACAGAAUCUUCCCCCUUCCCGCGAGAUUUUGGCCUUUUAUCAGGCCAAGGUCCAACAGUUCGAAGCCGAAGAGGCUGAAUGGGCCUCGAAAUUGUCCUCACACCGUGAUUUGAUCGAGGCCAACUUGCAUUUAGAACGGCAAGCGGCGGUCAAGGACGAGGAGAUCGGUCGGUUGCAGACUGCGGUCCAAGAAAUGCGGGCGGCCUUGGUGCAUGAACGCAAACGGUCACAACAACUCGAGACCCAAAACGACAGUCUCAAAAUUCAAGAGCUGGAAAGUCGUCAAAAGAUGCUUGUUUUGCUGGAGAUUUGUGGGAAAACGGACAAUGAAAUCACACGCCUGUUGACCCAGGCCAAGGGUAAGGAGAAACAAGAUAUGUUCAUUCCUGAGAGGAUCAAAGAUUACAUCCGACGAGAUGAGAAGCGUCUAAACAAUCGGCGAGUUCAAAGAAGUGCGGAGAAUCUUCGCUUGGAGGUCUUGGCCUUGGAAAGUCAGCUCUUGGAGCAAGAAAAAUGCCAUCUGGAACAGGUGUCCAUGUUAGAGGAGGAUAAAAGAAAUCUCCGUCACUCACAAGAGCAGAUUCGCCAGAGUUAUGAUGGCAAAUUUGAUGCCAUGUCCAAGCAGUUGGAAGUUCUGGCGCAAACUCAAGAUGAAUUGACGCAAGAACUGGUGAAGUCACGUGGGAAAUUUCGCAAGAAAGAACGCCAAUGGAUCAAUGAGAAAGAGGUAUUCCUGAGAAAACUCCAAUUUAUUCAGCAUUACGGCUGUGAUCAAUCUCCGGAUGAAGCCGGAUUCUACACGGGACAACGCUCCGCUUUCAGACUCGGAGGCGAGCAUCAAUUUCGAAGAAGAAUUGAGAAAAUCACGGCCGAGCUGAGCGAGCAAAAGCAAUUAGUGGAGAAUUAUAAAUCCCGUUUAUUAAUCAGCCAUGUCGAGAGUGAGAAUCUCCGAGAACAGAGCCAAAGCGCCAAAGACAUUUUGAGAAAACGAACCAAGGCCAUGCUUGAGCAAGUUGAAGUGCUCAAAGACAGAUACGAUGCGUUAGAACAAAGGAAACGAAAAGAGGCCGAAGGCUAUCAAGCGGAUGUGAUUCAACUGCAGCAGAAAAUCAAGAAGAUUGAAACCCAAUUGGUGUCCACCGCCAUUUCAAAGAACAAAGAGCAUGAUUACAUCAAGACAAUCAAAGCCUACGAAAAGGAGCUAGAUGAAAUCAAAAGAAGCCUGAAGAAAAAUCCUCAGUGGCUGAAUUAAUCCAUAUAGAAGUCAAACUCUACCAAUUCCUUGAAAUCGGUUGUAGCUCAGGACUGCCAUUUAAAUGCAAACGGGUAUGAUUGGUACCACCUCCGAUUCAAGAAUGAAUUCAAUGGCUCGUGCCUGAUCAUGUGGUUUGUGGUUUCAAAGACGCAAAAUAAUGUGCUUUCCUAAGCAGACAAUAAAACGAAUGAAUGAGCUGUU
Molecule: messenger RNA, 1485 nt
Organism: Tigriopus californicus
Lineage: Eukaryota; Metazoa; Arthropoda; Copepoda; Harpacticoida; Harpacticidae
Product: coiled-coil domain-containing protein 77-like
Cellular component (GO): centrosome
Source: RefSeq, a predicted model, not a curated record